Pimephales promelas (fathead minnow) is the source of this 2582-nucleotide messenger RNA. RefSeq names its product pyruvate dehydrogenase [acetyl-transferring]-phosphatase 1, mitochondrial. Gene Ontology annotation, molecular function: [pyruvate dehydrogenase (acetyl-transferring)]-phosphatase activity; cation binding. Gene Ontology annotation, cellular component: mitochondrion. Lineage: Eukaryota; Metazoa; Chordata; Actinopteri; Cypriniformes; Leuciscidae. The record is from RefSeq and is a predicted model, not a curated record. Gene Ontology annotation, biological process: protein dephosphorylation.
CAUGCUUUUGUUCAGUUUAUUUUGGAAAAAUCUUAUUAAAAGAUUUUAAUAAGAACCCGUUUAUUAAAAGAAAGCUUUAGUUGCUAGUUUUCCUGUCAGAUAACAUUAUGCUUAAAACUGCGGUUUGUAUUUUCUCAACACUACUGACGGGAACUACAAAUAAUAUCCUCGAAUCGGUUCUUUUGAACAGUUCGUUUCAAAUAAAUGACUCGCUAACAUGCGUCAUUACACAACUACGAAUUUUCGAUUAUUUAUUUAUUUAUUUAUUUUUACAAUUAAAGCAGUAAUUAUAACAAAAAGUUAAAAUUAUGACAAGGGAAUUGCAUUAAAAUUCGAAAAGAUGACGUGACAUAAUUGACUGAAUGCCUUAAUUUUAAUUUCAUAGUUUCGACUUUUAUCAUAUAAUUAUGACUUAACAUCUCAUAAUUUUGACUGAUUAUGUCAUAGAUAACUUUUGUGUCAUAAUUGAUUUAGCCGAAUUAAUUUCAUCACGAGCAGCAAAAAAACUUCUCAAUGCGCUUUUAAUAAAAGUAAUGGACUUUGUACUUAUCUUGAAAACAACGUGUGAAAAUGAGGAAGUAGAUCUGUGAAACAUAAAGUUUGGAAAAGCGCGAGACUAUUCAGAUCGGUUCUAAAAUAAAGGUAAAGAACCCAUCCAUAACAUCUGCCAGAAAUGUCUCCAACUUCAGUGCACCACCUCAAACAUCAGUGGUCAUUACUUCGACGGACAGCAGCGAUGCACGGAUGUGUGACUAUGAAUAGAACUGCUUUAUUGCACACAAGGCACUUCCAUCUCUCAAAAUCUACAGUUUGCACAAAUCCACCAAUGAUUCUAAACCCCAGAAGAAAAUACAAUGUCAAGGCUAACCAGAUGUCACUCCCACAAAUAAACCAUGCUUUAAAGGCUAAUGAGUAUAGUUUAAAAGCAAAUGGUUACGAUGGACGUUAUAAUGUGUUGAUAAAAGGGUUUGACAGUAAUAUCUUAGCAUCAAACUCCCCAAGCGAAGACCGAAGGAGUGCUGCAACAUGUCUACAGAGCCGUGGCAUGCUGUUCGGAGUGUUUGAUGGUCAUGCAGGGUCAGCUUGCGCACAAGCAGUUAGUGAACGUCUCUUCUACUACAUAGCCGUGUCUCUACUUCCACUGAAGACUUUAAUUGAUAUAGAGGAGGCUGUGGAGAACGAACGGCCUGUGCUUCCCGUGCUACAAUGGCACAAGCAUCCCAACGACUAUGUUAGCACAGAUGCUGGCAAACUAUACUUCAAUAGUCUGAGGACAUAUUGGCAGGAAAGGAUAGACCUUCACGAAGAUGAUGACAAUGAUAUACAAACAGCUUUACGAAGCGCUUUCAAGAGAUUGGACAAUGAUAUAUCAUUGGAGGCCCAGGUUGACCUUGGGGUUCCCUUUUCUCAUUUCAUACCUCUCAGAGUGGCUCUAUCUGGAUGCACAGCUUGUGUGGCUCACGUGGACCAAGAAGAUCUUCACGUAGCCAAUCUGGGUGACAGCAGAGCCGUUCUUGGAGUCCAAGGGGAUGAUAGGCGAUGGUCAGCUCUCACUAUUACCAAUGACCAUAAUGCCCACAACCCAGACGAGAUGCAACGAGUUCUCUCUGAGCAUCCUGCUUCAGAACAUAAGACACUGGUGAAACAUGACAGGUUAUUGGGCUUGUUAAUACCUUUCAGGGCUUUUGGAGACAUGAAGUUAAAGUGGAACAGUGAGCUCUUGAAUCGCAUCUAUGAGGCACGUCCAGAGCUACUGGUUGGAAACGAAAAUUCUAAAAUACUGUCUCCGAACUACCACACACCACCUUACCUCACAGCAGAGCCAGAAAUAAUCUCUCAUAAAUUGCGACCCCAGGACAAAUUCUUGGUUCUAGCUUCUGAUGGUCUCUGGGAACUGAUGCACAGGCAGACUGUUGUGCAAGUCUUAGGGGAACACCUGUCUGACAUCCAGUGGAAGAAGCCAGUUUCUGGACUAGGUUUUACAGUGGGACAGAUGCAUAGGCUGUUGCAGGAGAGGAGGAGCAGAGCACUCUCUGUUCUGGAAGACGAGAACAGUGCGACUCAUCUGAUACGUCAUGCUCUGGGGGACGAUGGUAGCGGCUCCAUUGAACAUAACCGUAUAGCCAAAAUGCUCAGUCUGCCCCAGGAUUUGGCAAGAAUGUACAGAGAUGAUAUAACAAUUGUAGUCAUCCACUUUAAUAGUUAAUCUACUUGAAGUUAAUAUGAAAUAUUUUGUUUAAAACAUUUUUGUGCAAAUUAUUAUUUUAAUGACACUUUUCAGUUUAAUCUAAUUUCUACUCAAGCAAAUGGUCCAGCUUUUCUCAUCUAUUGUAAGGAGUCUAGUUAAAUCUCCAUGUUUGCAUUUCAAAAAUACAUAGUGACACUUUGAAUUCACACAAUUAACAGUUCAAAUUAAACAAGAACCAAACAUUCAGUUAUCUUGGCUUUAUUUGAAAUGAACUUUCAUCAAGGACUUUACAAAAAUCAAAUCUUGAUUACAAAAAACAAGAUGUUUCUAAACCUUAUGGUCUCUAAAGGAACACAAAAGAUAUUUGUCAGCCAUUUAGUUCCCACAGCUCAUA